AUGGGUUGCGGAUCUUCCAACUUGCCGUCAGGGGCCGGGCUGAGGCCCCCCAGGCAGUCCGCUGACAUGUUUGCUUCCGCGGUAGAUACCUGUGACUUCGCGAUCCUCCGUUUCUACAAGGGGUCCCUGUACAGUUCCGAGAUCCCCGACCCGGCCUUGCACAAACUCGUCACUACGACGGGCGCGACUACCGGGAGUAUUUGCCAGGUGCUAACCGUCUGCAAGCGUGCCGGGUGGAACUACACCAGCUACGGUUUGACGGCCGGCGGCGCACCGCCCGAAGACGGCUUUGAGGUCUUCGUCAUGCAGAGAAUAGGGGCUUAGCAGAAUAUAUUCAGCGUAAAAAAUAGUGACUUCGCGACGGCCCCAGCCCCACAUGUGUUUCGUUUCGCGCAUUUUUUUACAUUUUUUCGAGAACAAUGCCCACGCAUGAUCAAUGACAAUGUCGCAUCGGACAAAAUUGCAAAAAAAAUCCUGAGGAUGUUGUGCAAUGUGUUGGAAACAACUGGAAUACUACCUCCUGACGCGCGUUGUCGUUACCCCUAUUUCGCCUUGGCAGUAGCAACUGAUUUAGUGCGUAAUUUUUCGGAUGCGCGACAGUCUGGUGCCCUCCGUCAAACACUACGCGGGGCGGAAACUCAGCGGAAUACUAGGUUUAUCGCGGGUUUUCCCCGAGCGAUCGCUGCAUAUUUGUUUGGCUAAUAAAUAGAGUUCUAGUUCUUGGAAG
Molecule: messenger RNA, 727 nt
Organism: Amoebophrya sp. A120
Lineage: Eukaryota; Dinophyceae; Syndiniales; Amoebophryaceae
Source: the annotation of a GenBank genome assembly